AUGUUUGACAAUAUCAUGAAAGAUGUCGAAAGUGAAAAGAAGAAGUUGAUUUUAAAUCGAGAUCUUGUGCAGGAAAAACUUGAAGCAACACCUAAAACUGAAAAGGUCAACAAUGCUGUUUUUGAGUGGCUAAAAGAAAGUGAGAAACUCGUAGAAGAGGAGGAGAAUCUUAAAGCAAUAACAGAACUAGAGAUUCUCGAUUUUGAUUGUUCAUUAGCAUGGAUACAGUGGUUAUUGUGUGCUGAUCACAAGAUGAGACAUAGGAGGUACAGAGAAAUGCUAGAUAGAUUAAAGGCACUGAAUAGCAAGUGUGAAUUUGAUCCAUUUUCCACAACAAUUCCACCUCUAGACUACUUCUCUUCUGGAUAUUUUGUGCCUUUUGAGUCUAUAAAAGAGGCUUCAGAUAGACUUCUAGCGGCAUUACAGGAGAGUAAUUGUUCUACGAUUGGAUUGUAUGGAAAAAGGGGCUCUGGUAAAACAAAACUGGUGAAAAUAGUUGGCGAGAAAGCAAAGUAUUUAAAUAUUUUUAAUGAAGUUGCAUUUGCUACCGUGUCCCAAAACCCAAAUGUUAGGAGGAUUCAAGAUGAAAUUGCUGACUCUUUGAACCUGAAAUUCACUAGAAACACUCUAGCUGGAAGAGCGAGAACAAUAUCUUUGGAAUUAAAAAGUAAGGAUCGAGUUCUUGUGAUAUUGGAUGAUGUUCAAGCCAGGAUUGAACUAGAGGAUAUAAUAGGUAUUCCUGGUGAUCGUACGAAAGGGUGCAAGGUUCUUCUGACCACACGCCGUCAAAGAGAAUGUGCUUUGAUGGAUUGUAAAGAAGAGUUUUCACUAGGUCCCUUAUCCGACGAUGAAACUUGGACUUUGCUCAAAAACCAUUCAGGCAUAGGAGACGGGUCAUCACCUGACAUAUUAAAUGUGGCGCAUCAAGUUGCUUUGGAAUGUGAAGGGUUACCUGGUACAAUUAAAGAAGUGGGAUCUUCCUUAAAAAGUAAACAUGUUAAGGAGUGGAAAGCAUCAUUAGACAAUUUGAGACAUUCAAUGGCCCGAUGGCAGAUUUUUAUCAGUUUUAGAGGAGAAGAUACUCGCUUCUCUUUUACGGGUUUUCUCUAUGAAGCACUACUUCGAGAAGGAUUCAAAAUAUUUAUGGAUGAUGGUGGAGGAUUGGAUACUGGAGACCAAAUUUCACCCUCUCUUAUUAAUGCAAUUGAAGCAUCAAGGCUUUCGAUUGUUGUUUUAUCCGAAAACUACGCUAGUUCCUCUUGGUGUCUUGAUGAGCUUGCUAAGAUUCUUGAGUGUAAGGAAAACAAGAAUCAAAUAGUUUGGCCUAUCUUUUACAAAGUCGAUCCAUCACAUAUAAGGCAUAUGAGAAAUGGUUAUGGCAAUGCGAUGACUGAACAUGAAAACAUUUUUGGAAAUGAGCCUGAGAGAUUACAGAAAUGGAGAUCGGCUUUGUUUGAAGUUGCUGGUAUGUCUGGAAAGCCUUAUGAAACCAAUAACGGGUACGAAUAUAAAUUUAUCCAAAAGAUCGUGGAACAUGCUAAUAAUAUUAAAAGUCGAUUGUAUAUACGAAGCAUGGACAUGGACUAG
Messenger RNA from Trifolium pratense (red clover), 1587 nucleotides. Its product is annotated as putative disease resistance protein At5g05400. Gene Ontology annotation, biological process: defense response; signal transduction. The transcript is spliced from 2 exons. Gene Ontology annotation, molecular function: ADP binding. NCBI's taxonomy places the organism in Eukaryota, Viridiplantae, Streptophyta, Magnoliopsida, Fabales, Fabaceae. Bases 1 to 1587 code for a protein of 528 amino acids. The record is from RefSeq and is a predicted model, not a curated record.